Molecule: messenger RNA, 1809 nt
Organism: Neoarius graeffei (lesser salmon catfish)
Lineage: Eukaryota; Metazoa; Chordata; Actinopteri; Siluriformes; Ariidae
Gene: tmem263
Product: transmembrane protein 263
Exons: 3
Coding region: 241-603 (120 amino acids)
Source: RefSeq, a predicted model, not a curated record
GGGGGGAAAAGAGCCAAGUAGAACGCCACGUCCACGUCACGCAAAGUCUGAGUUGUGCAGUACAUGAAGCAGAAGGAUAGAAAGUUCUUGAAGACAAGGCUUUAUUGUGCGCUGAGUGAAAUUUAAAAAGCUCCACGCUACUUAAGGCGACAAGAAAACUAGCAGGCUGAAGUAGGAGUUAAAGUUCAGAGGAGAGGAAAAGCGGCUCUUACUAGCCUCCUGAAGCUCUAAAUAGCCACAAUGAGCAAAGUAGAUGAGCCACAGCGGGAUGAGCUUGCAUACUUAAAUGAUGAACCUCCAGCAGAUACGAAUAAAGACCACCCUCAGGCUCAACCAGGCAUGUUUUCCAGAGUGACGGGAGGUCUCUUCAGUGUCACCAAGGGGGCUGUUGGGGCCACUGUUGGUGGGGUGGCCUGGCUUGGAGGGAAGAGCUUGGACCUCACUAAGACCGCUGUCACUUCUGUUGCUGCUGUUCCUGGUAUGGGAGUAGGAUUGGUGAAAGGGGGCGUGUCAGCAGUGGCUGGUGGAGUAACUGCAGUUGGCUCAGCAGUUGCUAAUAAAGUUCCCAUCGGAGGGGCCAAGAAGAAGGACAAGUCUGACUGAAAUGUCUGAGUUGUUGGGGGAGAUGCUGUCAUCAGUGACUUUAUUAUAUGACUCCUCAGUGGGAUGAUGGUUGGUUUGAUAUUCUGCAAAAUGAUUUGUUGGCAUCAGAUCUAUCUGCUAGAUCCGUUCUAUGAAUGAGUAACUUCAGUGAACUUGGAGCGUCCAUCUGUUUCUCAGAAGAGGAUGUUUUUGUCCUGUGUUGUAUGUUUUGGAACAUGACAAGGUGUGAAUGUUGUGAUCCUAGUAAGAGCAUAAUGUUUUCAUUCUUGAAGUAUUACUUGUGAAAGUUUGGAGAUUGGGUGUUUAGUGAGCGACCAGCGUAACGUCAUGUUUUGCUAAGCCACAUUGCACUGGGUUUUGUGUCUGACCAUAAACUAGGGAGCACACAUCUCUUUGUACCAGAACCUUAGGGAAAAUUAGUACCAUGAACAAUACAUUGAAUUAAGAUGGGCAUUACUUGGGUAUUCACUGUACUGUAGGAGAAAGUUUGAGACUGUGAUGGGUUGAUGGUAAUGUUUCAUCUCUCUGAUUAAUUCGGUUUGUGAGGUACAGCCCCUGGGGUCCAGGCUGAGCCAUGCUGCCUGCUGUUACAGCUUAGCUCACCAGUCUCUCUCUCUCCCACCUACAACACAGAGAAGCCUUGAGCCUCCAGCCACAAACUGUUCACUGUGCACCAAAACUACAUCUAAGGAGUUAUUCCUGUGUAAAUCUGAAUGCUGGUAGCAAACAUUCCGAAGCAAAACAGUUUGUAAUAUUACGUGAAAUAGCUGUUUAGGUUAGAUUGGGUCUGUUAAAUUCUGGGCCAUUUUACUCAUCUAGCCUUGCAGUGAAGAUUGUCUGUAAAAGCUAGUUUGUUCAACUAUGCAUGUUUUGUUUUAUCCUUAAGAAUUAUUUUCAAGUCACUUUCAAACUUUGUCUUGUCCAUUUCAUAAGUAGAAUCAUUUUCCCCAGGCCAAUACUGCAUUACUUUUUUUUUUUUUUUGAUAAAGUAUAAAUGAGCAGAGACAGUAUUUUCUCCAAGAUGUGUUCAAAAUCUUUUUCCUGCAACCAAAGAAUGCAAAAUGGUGAAUAUAGGUCGUCUUUGUAAUAAGCAAUAUGUCCCCUCCCUUUUAUUUUAUCAGUGUGUGUAUUCGUUUUACACACACACAUGUAAGUUUGUGCUUGAAUAUAUGUAUAAUGUGAAUUAAAUAAAGAAAUAGGAUUCAA